This is a messenger RNA of Physcomitrium patens, 2201 nucleotides long. The record is from RefSeq and is a predicted model, not a curated record. NCBI's taxonomy places the organism in Eukaryota, Viridiplantae, Streptophyta, Bryopsida, Funariales, Funariaceae.
UCGUAGCGAUUCGAGCUUGUGCUGGCGCUGAUGUUGCUGUUGCUGUUGCGUGCGUGCUCUUGCUUGCGUUGGCGCGGCGCCUUUUGAUGAUCAGCAGCAGCAGCGGCAGCGCCCCUCGUUGCCAGCAUUUGAAUGCCCGAUUGCGCCUCUACACUCGUCAGGGGGGAUACGUUGCCGCACGCGAUUCAAUCCUCCCCGAAUUGUCGCGCUUCGGAGAUCAGUUUGUGGGCACAAGGAGCUCUGGCGAUGAGCCGCUUCAUGCCACCUCCGCUCCUUGACUCUGUCGAGGUUGACUUUGGUGGCUCGUUGAUCGCCCUGCGCUGUUGUCGAUGUAGGUUUGAUUUGGGUGCAGAAUUAAUGCCACUUUUGAGCCUCAGUGCGAGGAACUUGGAAGUGUGGUCGACUUUUCCCUCCGGCCGUCCGUCUCCUGCCUCGCUCAGCGUUCAAUAGUGGCUUUUUAGUUGUGUAGUUCUAUCACUUAACUUGCUAAGCAAUCAGCUGAAGAGACAGUAAAUGGAAGCUCAAGGCAGGCCUGACGUUAGGGUUCGCAAGGUUCGGCAAGUGCACACUGGACAUGAAAAUGACCUCAUCGCUUCGGUGUCAGAGGGUUUGUUAGACAGCAAUGUGGCUACUUUAGGCUACGAUGAAAGGUACCAAGAUGGUUGCUGCGAUGAGAACCCCCCCAAAAGCCCUGGCAGGGCGCAGGACUUGUGGCGAAAAGUGAAGAAGCAGUACGACUUAGUUGAGUAUCAUGUACUGCCAGAUUAUUUAAGGGAUAACGAGUAUAUUUUGAGGCAUUACAGGUCGAAUUGGCCUCUGAAGGAAACUUUACUGAGUAUAUUCACAAUCCACAACGAGACUCUCAACAUAUGGACGCACUUAAUUGGUUUCUUGGUUUUCCUUGCUCUCACGAUAUUCACAGUCCGGCAAGUGCCAAAAGAAGCUGUUGUGCCUGAGCGGCUUGCAAACUUGAUACAGAUGCCGAACCGUGGCGACUUGCAUCAGUUGCACGUUGAGUUGGUGACCUGUUUUCCUGCAUUAGCGAAUGUGCCAUCAUUUCUUCAAGAUCACUUGCCUCAUAUCCUAGCCAAGUGUGUUCCAGACACUCCUAUCAUUGCAGCUAACAGCACACAACAAUGCUUCAUGCAAACGAUGAAAGAUGCAUUGGGCGUGGAGCUGGACAUGAUAGUUGCAGGCGCCACGCGGGUGCCAUUUCUGGUGUUCAUGGGAGGAGCUAUGUUCUGUCUAUUUUCCAGCAGUUUUUGCCACCUCUUGUCCUGUUACUCUAGUGACCUGACGUAUUGGCUGUUGCGCUUGGACUACGCAGGCAUUGCUACCAUGAUUGCCACCAGUUUCUACCCUCCCGUCUAUUACGUAUUCCUAUGCCAGCCAAUGUGGCGACAUGUCUACUUGACCAGCAUAUCUUUGAUUGGGGUGUCGACUGUGGCCAUCUUUCUCGUGCCCGCGUUCCAAACAGCCAAGUACCGUCCCAUGCGAGCCAUUGCUUUUGCAGCCAUGGGCAUGUCCGGGAUCAUACCUGCUGUGCACAAAAUUGUCUUCUUCCAUCAUGAGCCAGUCUGCAUAGAGACUCUGUGGUAUGAGAUUGGCAUGGGCCUCUUCUAUCUCGUGGGUGUGAUGAUCUAUGUCACACGCAUUCCUGAGCGCUGGAAACCCGGUGCAUUUGACAUUGCUGGUCACAGCCAUCAGCUGUUUCACGUUCUAGUCAUUGCUGGAGCUUACACUCACUACAGAGCCGGAUUGAUCUACAUGAAGUGGCGUGAUGCCCAUGGCUGUGUUCCUGGUAUUACCUCCAUCUGAUUCACUAGGUACGUCUGCAGGCUCCUCUGGUUACAGCACAACUUGUUGACUGGAUUGUUCCACUUUGUGCAGCUCCUGUCCCAUUUGACAAAGUCUAUUUUUUGAGCCAUUGCUAAUGGCUUGGUUUUAGUAUCAUUGAAGUUCUGGAUUAGGAUUUGUGAUCACUCGGAUAAGAUCAUCGAAUGAUUUAAUAUCAUUGGAAGCAAUGCAAGCAUAUGCAUCUUCCAAUAGAGGUGUGCUUGUUUGCUGUCUCAUCAUGAAUGGAUAAACCAUCUAAGCACAGUAUUGCAUGCUCACGUAAAUACUGCCUUCCAUUCGUGGAUUUAAUAUUAAACAAUUUGUUUUGAUCCAUCAAAAAUAAUUGGUGGAUGGGACUAUUUAAA